AUGGAAAGUAAGGUGAUGGAUGCUCUUUUCAUGAAGAUAGAAAAGGUUAAAGUGUUGGGGAUUAAACUCGAAAAUGUUGAGAAAAAGGUCAAGGAUUUGUUAUCUGAGAAGCAUUUAUCUGAAAAGCUAUGUCCGGUGUUUGCGAUGCUUCAUCGCUUGGAGGGUGUUUCGCCUCAAAGUUGUGAUCCAAAACAAGGAGGACAGGGUAUAUUAAAGGAAUCCCCUAAAGCCCCAGUCAAUCCCAUUGUCAAGAAAGAACCUAAGGGCAAGGAGAAAAUGAAAGACGAAGGGCCCAUAAUUGACAAUGAUGAAGACGAAGAGCCUGAUGAAGCUGAAUUUAAAAGGCAGGAGGCUUUUGCAUCCUUUGAUAUUCAAAACACCCAAACCUCACAACUAGAUCUUCCCAUCACUCUUAUAGUAUUUAGGUUUCAUGCUUUCUUGAAUGUUUCAGAUGCUCCUAUCACAGACAGUGGUGUUGAUCAUAUGUUGUUCUCGUUCUACUUGAAGUACAUGAAGCCCCAGUAUAAAACUUGGUAUCCGAACAAGAUUAAUGCUGUGAAAGUCACUGGACCAAUCGAGACUGAUAGCUUUCCUAAUGCAAAGUUUAAAGUAGCGAGAGGUUUGGAUAGUCAAGUCUACAAAUUCACACUCGCAGAUUUGCCCUAUCUGAAUCCUUAUGACUAG
Molecule: messenger RNA, 684 nt
Organism: Lactuca saligna
Lineage: Eukaryota; Viridiplantae; Streptophyta; Magnoliopsida; Asterales; Asteraceae
Source: the annotation of a GenBank genome assembly